This is a messenger RNA of Parnassius mnemosyne (clouded apollo), 2952 nucleotides long. The record is from the annotation of a GenBank genome assembly. Lineage: Eukaryota; Metazoa; Arthropoda; Insecta; Lepidoptera; Papilionidae.
UUGAUACAAUGGAUGUUCACGAUCCUGUUGAUUGUUGCUAUCCUCGCUCCCACUUCAGAUUCGACAAGCGUUCGCAGAAGACUUCGCAAGCCUAGCAAAAUUUCCACAUCAGUAUCCUCCAGCGUAUCGAGGUCUACUGAUCAAAUUAUAGCUGCGAGCGUGAACAGACCCAAGAUCCGUGGACGUCCCACCGUGGCUAGUCGAAAAUCGACCGCGGCUUUAGAUAAUUCUGUCAGCACUGAUGACCACAAGAAUAAAGAUGGCUACAAGAUCGUCUGUUAUUACACGAAUUGGUCGCAGUACCGCACGAAAAUCGGAAAAUUCUUACCUGAAGAUAUUCAACCUGACCUCUGCACCCAUAUCAUCUUUGCUUUCGGAUGGCUAAAGAAAGGCAAGCUCAGCUCCUUCGAGUCCAACGAUGAAACGAAGGAUGGGAAGACCGGCCUUUACGAUAGAAUCAAUGAACUGAAAAAAGCAAAUCCCAAGUUGAAAACUUUGCUCGCUAUUGGUGGAUGGUCCUUCGGAACACAGAAAUUUAAAGAUAUGACGGUAUCAAGAUACGCACGACAGACAUUCAUUUACUCGGCUAUCCCGUUCUUACGUGAUAGGAACUUCGAUGGUCUGGAUAUCGACUGGGAGUACCCGAAAGGCGGAGAGGACAAGAAAAACUUCGUCCUGUUUUUGAAAGAAAUCCGUGAAGCAUUCGAGGCUGAAGCUCAAGAAGUGAAGAAACCGCGUCUACUCCUGACCGCUGCUGUACCCGUUGGUCCUGACAAUAUUAAGAGUGGUUAUGACGUCCCCGCUGUGGCCAGCUAUCUGGACUUCAUCAACGUUAUGGCCUACGAUUUCCACGGAAAAUGGGAAAAGGAAACUGGUCACAACGCCCCUCUGUACGCUCCCUCAUCUGACUCUGAAUGGCGAAAACAGUUAUCCGUAGAUCAUGCAUCACACCUCUGGGUCAAAUUGGGAGCUCCUAAAGAAAAACUCAUCAUUGGUAUGCCAACUUAUGGACGUACUUUCACUCUCUCAAACACUGACAACUUCAAAGUGAAUUCUCCAGCCAGCGGGGGUGGCAAGGCUGGCGAGUACACAAAGGAGAGCGGCUUCCUCGCCUAUUACGAGAUUUGCGAGAUGCUUCGCAACGGUGCUACCUACGUGUGGGAUGAUGAGAUGAAGGUGCCUUAUGCUAUCCACGGUGAUCAGUGGGUUGGUUUUGAUGAUGAAAGGUCAAUCAGGAAUAAAAUGAGAUGGAUUAAGGACAACGGUUUUGGAGGCGCUAUGGUGUGGACAGUGGAUAUGGAUGACUUCAAGGGCGACGUGUGUGGUGGAGACGUGAAAUAUCCACUUAUUGGUGCAAUGAGGGAGGAACUCCGUGGAAUAUCACGAGGAAAGGAUGCGAAAGAUGUUGAUUGGUCUACUGUAGCUGAAAGCGUGGUUAUUGAUGUUACUGAGAAACCUCAACCAAUCAAGAUCAGUUUAUCAGAUGUACUAAGCAAAGUUAAGAAACCGACAAAGACCAUAAUCGUUAAAAACCCUAGUUCAGCCGUCGCCGAUAAGUACAAACGGGAACCUCAAGUUCUCUGCUACUUGACCUCCUGGUCCUCGAAGAGACCUAGCGGUGGCCGGUUCACGCCAGAAAAUGUUGAUCCAAAUCUGUGCACACAUAUUAUCUACGCUUUUGCAACUCUUAAAGAUCACAAACUAGCUGAAGCAGAUGAGAAAGAUGCGGACAUGUAUGACAAAGUUGUGGCAUUAAGAGAAAAGAAUCCUAAUUUAAAGAUCCUCCUUGCUAUUGGCGGUUGGGCGUUCGGUUCUACUCCCUUCAAAGAACUCACGUCCAACGUGUUCCGUAUGAACCAAUUUGUAUACGAAGCUAUUGAAUUUCUCAGAGAUUAUCAGUUUAAUGGACUCGACAUAGACUGGGAGUAUCCUAGAGGAGCUGAUGAUCGCGCUGCCUUCGUGUCCCUUCUUAAAGAACUUCGCCUCGCCUUCGAAGGAGAAACGAAGACAUCAGGGCAACCACGACUGUUGCUGACAGCAGCAGUGCCUGCUUCGUUUGAAGCUAUUGCUGCUGGAUAUGACGUACCAGAGAUUUCUAAAUAUCUUGACUUUAUCAACGUAAUGACUUACGAUUUCCACGGACAAUGGGAACGGCAAGUGGGACACAACAGUCCUCUGUUCCCACUCGAAAGCGCGACCAGCUAUCAGAAGAAACUGACUGUUGACUAUUCUGCCCGUGAAUGGGUCCGACAAGGUGCUCCUAAAGAGAAGUUGAUGAUUGGUAUGCCCACAUAUGGCAGAUCUUUCACAUUAAUAAACGAAACACAAUUCGACAUCGGCGCCCCUGCUUCUGGUGGAGGUGAAGCUGGAAGAUACACCAACGAAGCUGGUUUUAUGUCAUACUACGAGAUAUGCGACUUUCUGAGAGAAGACAAUACAACUUUGGUUUGGGACAACGAACAAAUGGUACCAUUCGCGUACAGGGACGACCAAUGGGUGGGAUUCGAUGAUGAGAGAUCACUGAAAACAAAGAUGACAUGGUUGAAAGAAGAGGGCUUUGGUGGUAUUAUGGUAUGGUCAAUCGACAUGGAUGACUUCAGAGGUACUUGCGGCACCGGGAAAUACCCACUUAUCACCACUAUGAAGCAAGAGUUAUCGGAAUACAAAGUCAAAUUGGAGUACGAUGGUCCUUUUGAAUCAUUGAGCUCUGCUAGUGGACAGUACACAACGAAAGACCCCAAUGAAGUAACAUGUGAAGAAGAAGAUGCUCACAUAUCAUACCAUCCCGACAAAGCAGACUGCACCAUGUACUACAUGUGCGAAGGUGAACGAAAACACCACAUGCCCUGCCCACAGAACCUCGUCUUCAAUCCCAACGAGAACGUCUGCGAUUGGCCCGAAAACGUCGAAGGAUGCACCCACCACACGCAAGCACCAGCCGCUAAGCGAUAA